Molecule: messenger RNA, 1821 nt
Organism: Prunus armeniaca (apricot)
Lineage: Eukaryota; Viridiplantae; Streptophyta; Magnoliopsida; Rosales; Rosaceae
Source: the annotation of a GenBank genome assembly
AUGGAAUUGCCGGUGACAAUGCCGGUUUCUGGUGGCCAGAUAACAACACCCUACAGAAUUGAAACAAGAAAUCUGGGCUACAAAUUAUGUACCCAAUUUGAUGAAAUGAAGUUUGUGUGUUGUGCUACUUCAAGGAGGGUUCCAAGUUUCAUUUUGAAGGAUGUAAACUGUGAAGCAAGGCCUGUAGAGAUCACUGCAAUUGCUGGUCCUAGUGGGGCUGGAAAAACCACACUGCUAGAGAUUCUUGCUGGGAAGAUAUCUCCAAAGAAAGUUUGUGGUCAAGUGCUGGUUAAUGAUCAGCCUAUGGACACCAAAAGUUUUCGGAGAAUAUCGGGAUAUGUCACACAAGAUGAUGCCCUAUUCCCAUUACUUACAGUUGAAGAAACACUCAUGUUUAGUGCUCUGCUAAGGCUUCAUGGUGGGAGAAAAGAGGCUGCAUCUAAAGUGAGACAGCUGAUGAAGGAGCUUGGGUUGGAGCAUGUUGCAGCUUCAAGAAUUGGUUGGGGAUCCAAUAAUGGCAUUUCGGGUGGGGAAAGGCGCAGAGUUUCAAUUGGAGUUGAUUUAGUUCAUGAUCCAGGUGUGAUUUUGAUUGAUGAACCAACUUCAGGGCUGGAUUCUGCCUCAGCUUUCCAUGUAGUGUCCUUGCUCAAAACUAUGGUUGUCAAUCAAGGCAAGACUAUUGUUCUGACCAUUCACCAACCUGGUUUUCGAAUCCUAGAGAUAUUCGACCGCAUUAUUCUGCUUUCCAAUGGCACUGUCAUGCAUAAUGGAUCAUUGCAUCUUCUCCAACGAAGACUCAAUUCUGCUGGCCAUUGCAUCCCCAACCAUGUUAAUCUACUCGAAUUCGCCAUUGAUGUUAUCGGCAGCUUGGAUGGUACACCAACUUCAGAAACCUUGAACAUCCAUCCUUUCCCUUUGCAAGAAAGGCUUGUAUGCUCUCACAAUUUGGAAGGAAAGCUUCUAAUCUACCCUAAUUCUCGACUCGAGGAAGUUGUUAUACUAGGACAAAGAUUUUGCAGCAACAUAUUUAGAACCAAGCAACUGUUUGUCACAAGAGUCAUACAAGCCUUGGUAGCUGGGUUGGUACUUGGGACCAUUUUCUUAAAUGUUGGCAGGGAAAAAGGGAGCAUUGCCUUACAAACCCAAACUGGAUUUUUUGCCUUCAGCCUCACUUUCUUGCUAUCUUCCACAACAGAAGGCUUACCAAUUUUCUUACAAGAGAGAAGAAUUCUAAUGAGUGAGACUUCCAAAGGAGCUUAUAGAGUUUCCUCCUAUGUUAUAGCAAACACCCUCAUAUUUCUUCCUUUUCUUUUCAUGGUUGGUCUUCUAUAUUCCACUCCAGUUUACUGGUUGGUUGGAUUAAGGAGGAACAUUGAUGGAUUUCUCUACUUCUCUCUGGUGGUCUGGAUGGUUCUUCUGAUGUCCAAUUCUGUUGUGGCUUGUUUCAGUGCUCUCGUGCCAAACUUCAUCAUGGGAACUUCAUUGAUUUCAGGGCUCAUGGGAUCUUUCUUUCUCUUUUCUGGGUACUUCAUAUCGAAGGAUAGCAUACCAAGUUACUGGAUUUUCAUGCACUACUCAAGUCUUUUCAAGUACCCUUUUGAGUGUUUUAUAAUAAAUGAGUAUGGAGGCGAGCAGAGAAGAAGGUGCAUACAAAUUGACAAAGAUGGAUGCAAUCUAUUUGGGGAUGGAUUCUUAAGACAACAGGGUUUAAGGGAGACACAAAAGUGGAGCAAUUUAGCUGUGAUGUUUGGUUUCAUAAUUGGUUAUAGAGUGCUUUGUUUUCUCAUUCUGUGGUACAGAUGCUGCAGAAACAGAGACUAG